AUGCCAGGCGCGCCGGAAUGCAAGUUGAGCCAGAAGGGAGGAGAGUACGUGGGCACGAAAGACAGGACCAUUUCAGGCUUCGCCUGCGUGCCAUGGCUAGAUCCGGACAGAAGUGAAGGUGACAUGAUGCGUGGCGCCCGUGAAGGGUCAUUCCCAGAUGAAGUCACAAAAAGCCACAAGAUCUGCCGAAACCCUAACGGUAACCCAGGUGGUCCUUGGUGCAACAUCAAAGAUUCCCGAAAGCCGAACCUGAAGUGGGAGUACUGCGAUGUCUCUUUCUGCGAUUUUGACGAUUCGGGAGGCGGAAGCAAGUCGGGAGGCCAAUAUGAAUCAAAAACCCUUAGGUUGUCCAAUCGACUUGGGGUCGGCAAUGGGACUGUAGCUCUCUGCCUCGCCCGGUGUUCAAUUCUUCUCAUGGACGAAAGGGACGGCAAUUGCCCACUUACUGAAUCUGACAAUCUAGAAAUUGAUUUGGCGAUGAUGUUAUGA
Molecule: messenger RNA, 489 nt
Organism: Darwinula stevensoni
Lineage: Eukaryota; Metazoa; Arthropoda; Ostracoda; Podocopida; Darwinulidae
Source: the annotation of a GenBank genome assembly